AUGAAAUAGUAUACUCUCCCAUAUUAAAUAGUUCAACAUUACUCUCCAUUUAGAUCAAAUGCAUAGAAAUCAAUAAUAUAGGAUGGUGAAAAUACAUUUGUAAUCGAUCCAUAAUAUGAAUACUUGAGUAUAAGUAAGUAAUGAUAUUCUAUUGAAUUAAGUUGGAUAAGGUUCAUAUGGGGUAGUUUUUGCUGCAAAAGACACUAAGAAAGAUUAAGGAAGAGAAUUAGUUGCCAUAAAAAAGAUAGUUAAGGCUUUUGAAUAAAGAUUAUUUGCUAAAAGAACACUGAGAGAAUUACGACUUUAAAGAUUGCUUAGUCAUGAAAAUGUAUCAUUAUAAUAUAUAUCUAUAAGGUUAUAUCUAUAGAGAAUAUAAUGCUUCCAAAGUCGAGAGAAGAAUUUGACGAUAUGUAUAGAAAACCUGGUAGAUUUUAGAUACAUUGUAUAAGAAUUAAUGGAAACAGAUUUAUCUACAAUCAUUCGAUAAUAGACACAAUUAGAUUAGGAAUAAAUAUGCUUUCUCUUAUAUCAGUUAUUAAGGGGUUUGAAAUAUAUUCAUUCAGCUAAUGUGGUUCAUCGUGAUUUAAAACCAAAAAAUUUGUUAAUAAAUAGAGACUGUGAUUUAAAGAUAUGUGAUUUUGGAUUAGCAAGAGCUCUAGAUCCAUAGAUUAAGGUAUUGAAAAUAAGAUUAAAUUUCUAGUUAAAACCAAAGGUUUAUAGUCCUUAUGUAUAAACAAGAUGGUAUAGAGCACCUGAAUUACUUUUAUAAUGGAGAGAUUAUAAUUAAAGCAUAGAUAUGUGGUCUGUAGGUUGUAUAUUUGCUGAGAUGUUAAGAAAGAAAAUCUUUCUAUAAGGAGCUUCAUCAAAAAAUUAAUUAGAGUUAAUGUUUGAAGUACUUGGAUCACCAAAUGAAUAAGUCUUAUAAAUGGCCCCAAAAUCUCCUCUAUCUAUUAGUAUCAAUUAGAUGCAAAAAAAGAGAGGAAAAGAUUUUGAGAAGUUAUUUCCUAAUGGUACUAAGGAAGCUAUUGAUUUAUUAAGAUAACUAUUUGAAUAUGAUCCAUCUAAAAGAAUUACUGCAGAAUAAGCAUUAAGACAUCCUUAUUUAUCUAAAUAUCAUAUUCCUGAAGAUGAAGUAUUUAAUUAUUAAACUUAGCCGAUAGCUGUCCCUGUUAGAUAUUUAGAUUUUGAAUUUGAAGAGUAUAAUCUGAAUAUUGAAUAAUGGAAAGGUAAAUGUUACUAUUUAUAUUAUAGACUGUAUAUAUGAAGAAAUAUUACUUUAUCAUUAUCCUGAGUUCUAAAAGGAUUAUGAAUCUAAUAUAAAAAAAGGUUAUUCAAUUAUGAAACAUAUUGUUAAUAAUGAUAAUGCCAAAUAAUUAGACCAAAUCCUAGAUGAAGAUGAAGAUGAGGAGGAUGAAGAUGAUGAUGAACAAUAAAACUAAUAAUUUAAAUGA
Messenger RNA from Paramecium sonneborni, 1451 nucleotides. The record is from the annotation of a GenBank genome assembly. NCBI's taxonomy places the organism in Eukaryota, Ciliophora, Oligohymenophorea, Peniculida, Parameciidae.